This is a messenger RNA of Physella acuta, 551 nucleotides long. RefSeq names its product holotricin-3. Lineage: Eukaryota; Metazoa; Mollusca; Gastropoda; Physidae. The record is from RefSeq and is a predicted model, not a curated record.
GACAGCACAAUAACUAGACGGGGAUGGUGGCGGAUUUCUUGCAGCAAUUUUUUUUUUUCAAGCGUGCAUAUAAAUGUUUCAAGUUCCUUAUAGGCACAACUCCAGUAGAGCUCGCGCUGUCCAAGUUGCCAGUCCAGUGGCAGAGCUAGAGUGCGAACAUGGCCAAGCUACUUGUCUUGAUGCUGUUGUCCCAGCUUGUUGUGUUGUGCUUAGCUUCCGGUGGACAUGACACUAGUGGACAUGGGGGACAAGUUGCAGAAGGACAUGGCGACAGUCACGGUGACGCACAUGGAGGUCACGGCGACGCCCAUGGGGGUGGUCACGGUGAAGAAGGCGGACAUGGCGGUGGCCACCACGGCCCACCUGGACCUGGAUACUCGGGCUCAUCUGUUAUAGCAGUCAAUGUCUGCCUGAUAUCACUGAUGUCAUUAGUGGUUUACUUCAAGAAUCAUUGAUUCCAACUGUCAGCCUGAUGUCAUUAGUGGUUUACUUCAGAGAUUUCACCUGAUAUUUACAUGUUCUUUGUUUUGAUUAAACCUGUGUAUACAAGA